Messenger RNA from Meleagris gallopavo (turkey), 3516 nucleotides. The record is from RefSeq and is a predicted model, not a curated record. NCBI's taxonomy places the organism in Eukaryota, Metazoa, Chordata, Aves, Galliformes, Phasianidae.
UGUCCUCCCUUUCCUUGCACGCAGGAGAUACUCUCUAUUACCGAUUUACUUCUGACAUGAGCAACACGGAGUGGGGCUACAAGUUUACAGUGACAGCAGGUCAUCUGGGGAGGUUUCAGACAGGGUUUGAAAUCCUAAAGCAGAUGCUGUCUGAAGAAAGGGUAAUUCCUCACCUCCCGCUGGCCAGAAUCUGGGAAUGGCAGGUGGGGGUGGCGUGCCGUCAGACCGGCCACCAGCGCCUGAAGGCCAUCCACUUGCUCUUGAAGAUCGUGCAGUGCAGUGCCCAAAGGGACUGUGACCUCACGUUGCUGAAGCCACUUUGGCAGCUUUUCACCCAUAUGGAAAACAACAUAUGUCAUGAUGUGACCAAGCCUGGUAUUCUCCUUCCUCUUCAUCGUGCACUUGCAGAACUCUUUUUUGUUACAGAAAACAGAGUUACUGAGCUUGGAUCUCUACAGGAGUAUUUGCUUGCCUUAAAUUCUGAAGAUCAUCUUCAUCGCUGCACAGCACAGGCCCUGAGAAACAUUGCUGCUAUCAGCCUUGCCAUUAACUACCCAAACAAAUCAACAAGUUUCUGGAAUGUUUAAUACUGGCUCAGGCCGGAGUGCAUGGGAUAGAGUAGUUUGUCCAUAGGAACCUUGGAACAAACAUCUUAACUCCGUUCAGGAAAAGUUCCUUCAGCUUCAGUGUAUGAGCACUCUGCAGCCUUCCUUCCUUCCACCUUGAUGUAGAAUUUGUAAAAGUAAAAGCGCACUUUGAUGAAAAAGCACAUCUUGAAGUAACUCACGCGUCGCCUACAGUUAUGUAUGCACAUAUUGUAGCAUGUUAGAGUAAACAAAACAACUUUUGUUUUUAUUCAGAGGAAGUAAACAAAAGAAGGUAACUGAAGUAUGAGAAUGGAAGGCCCCCCCUGCAUUGGUAUCAUCUGCUCCCAAGGAAAAUUGAUUGGUGGAACCUGAAAGCUUUGAAAACAUUGCUCAAUUGAAGGAUGCCAUCAGCAGCAUCUAUUUACCAAUGGAGUGAAAUAGGCAAACCAGAAUCUGGUGGGCUGAUGUGGAAAUGGUCCACACUUGAAUCAUGCCAUGCUUGCUUCUGCUUUGAAGGCUACUACAUGGGGAAAAAACUUUUGAUUAAUGGUAAUCUACAGGUUGCAGAACAAAUUCUGGGUGAUUGCAUAGCAGUUAAAGGAUUCCAGAGCAUCCUUGUACAAGAGAUUGAUGUUUCUCCUGUUCUUUGACUCGAUCAACUGGAUCAUCUGUUCUUACCUUAAUUUAUCUCUGAUGGUUUAUUCCAAAUAGUACAGAUUGCAAAGGCUGGCCUCCUUCACUAAGCAGGGCUGAAAUGAGGAACUGAGAAACUUGCAUAUUUCUCAAAGGUCGUAUCAUUACAAGAAGUUAUUCAGGAGAGAUUUUUGUUUUAAAAGUACUGGUGGCAUACAAAGGGCCUUCUCAGCGAUGUUGGGAACUCGAGCUCCCAGCUCUCCGGGUGGGAGUUAAUGAUCAAUCUCAUCUUACCUUACACAGCAAUAACUGUAUUAAUGGACAUGGAAUGAAUUGCAGACCUUCUACAUUGAAAUAAAUUGGCUUUUUUCCUGCUCAGCUACACUGGUUUUUCCCUUUCCAAAGAGUACAAAGAAUGUGGAAGGAUCUGGGGAUGUAUUUUGUAUUUUGUCUUGUCAAGCAUGAAUUCAGAGAAACUUCUAGAGAUGUGUAAACAUUAUUCUGUUCCCUUCCUCACUUCAACAUUAAACUCCUACAGAGGCAACGCAAAUCUUCAGUAGUGGAGGUUAGCUAACUGUCUACAAGUUGGGUAAUGGCAAGGCUCUGUCAGAAGGGAACAGGCUUGGUGCCUAAAUGUGCACUGAGCACAUGAGCAAUGCUUUUGUGAACAGCCUCUGAACGGAUGGGCUUACCAGCUGGGGCUGGACGUACUUUAAGGGUGGUCCCAUCUCCCUCUGGGAGGGAAAUGCUCAGUGUGCAUCCCCCUUUCCUUGGAUGACCUCUAGUGUUGUGGUUAAAGAUGUGUUGGCUUCUUUCUGUUCAGCCAGGGGACUGUAAGUGAAUGCUGCUGCAGGGGAUGAUGGUGAAUCAGGCUGUCAGCAUUCUGCCUGAAAGACUCAAAGCUGAAGACCAAGCAGUGCGGAACUGAAGCCAUUUCCUUCAGGAAUGGAGAGGCCCUCUUAGCCUGUGUAAAUACCAGAAGUCAGGAAAAACAUACCACUUAUCAAAGAUGGAAAGGAUGCAGAGAAAUACUGCUCUGAGACCCCUCCUCGAAUGUACUGUAACUGAAAGCUAAAGCUCUUCCUCCUAAAAGGAGCUCACGAUGGGAAGAGAAUUACCAAAGUUGUGGCAUAUCUUUAACGUGUGGAUCGUUUUGUUCCCACAUCCAAGCAAUGCACUGGAGUUUGCAGUCUCACUGCAAGGGUGAGAAACCAGCUACUUCACACGUUCUAAAAGCUUGAGCAGAUUCUGAGUUGCUGCACCACGAGAUGCUCGGUGUGCUUCAGGGACAGGUGAGCUUUUUGAAAUUGCUCUUCUCGAGCAGUAGGACUUCCUAUUCACUGCCUCAGUGUGAAUCCGUGGCCGAGCAGCCAGGGAUCUGCAACGGGCUGAUUUGCUAGGGCAUGUAGCAUGCUGCUGAGAUCUUCCUAUGUUUUAGUCCGAGAAGGCUUUUUCUUUUUUCACAUCAGGGAUGAAGACUGUAAAUAAACCAUUCAUAGAACCUGCGAUGGCUCUGUCGUAGUCGCAUUAUUUCUGUUGGACUGCCUUUUUGCUUUCUGUCUGAAGACAUGAGGCUGCAAGGAAGACCAGGAGUGGCCAGCGAUCCUCACUAGGCGCCCCGCUUCCUUACUCUACCAGCAGUAACUGGCCUUGAGAGUCACCUCCUUGCCCUGAGGGACUGCCUGGAAACAUCGUCCACUAACUAUUAUUUCUACCCACUAGAUGGAACUGAAGGACUGUGACCUGAGUUGACACUGAAUCUGUUGCUGCCUUACAACUUAAUCAUUCAUCACAGAUUUUUACGAGACAAAAACACUUGAUAUUUCUUUUUUCCUGAUAGUUUUAAAGAGGAUGAGAUUACCGACAAUGAAUAUUCGUGAUCAAUCAUAUUUUGAAAAUCCCCCAGCAGUUCCAAAUGGAUGGAGAUGAUACUACUGAAUAGUAGAAAACUGGCUGGAAAACAGGAAUGCUGAAAAAAAUGUGCCUAAUAUUAAAAAAUAAUAAUAAUAAAGUAGUUGUCCUGCCUGAAUCACCUCUGAUAUGUUUAAGAGAAGCCACGUUGUUCGUAACGAUACCUUUGACUUGCUUUCAUUAAACACUUAAAAAAGAGAGUUUUAUAAUUUCUUUUAUUACGGGUUUACUACUUUGCGAUUUUUAUCAGUUGUUUAAAAUAUAUCAAACCUUUCAAUUUAUUCCAGUUCAGUUCAACAUGUACAAAGAAAGCUACAGAUGUGGGUAAAAUAUGCAAAUGCAGAGAAAUAUAUUGUAAAAAUUCUAUAAAAACAAAGACGUGUAA